CACCGCUGUGGGCAGGCCUUGCUGCAGAUUGGGAUCAACAUGAUGGCACUGCCUGGAGGCCGCCACCUGGACUCCAUCCCCAUACCUGGGCAGCGGCUGCACCUAAUGCAGGUGGACUCAGUCCAGCGCUGGAUGGAGGAUCUGAAGCUCAUGACCGAGUGUGAGUGCAUGUGUGUCCUGCAGGCGAAGCCCAUCAGCCUGGAGGAGGAUGCACAGGGUGACCUCAUCCUGGCAGGCGGCCCUGGCCCGGGAGACCCCCUGCAGCUGCUGCUCAAGCGGGGCUGGGUCAUCAGCACGGAGCUGCGCAGGAUCGGGCAGAAGCUGGCGCAGGACCGCUGGGCGCGCGUGCACAGCAUGAGUGUGCGUCUCACCUGUCACGCCCGCUCCAUGGUCAGCGAGUACAGCGCUGUCAGCAGGAGCUCCUCGCAGGAAAUGGGCCAGAUUGAGAAGUUGCUAAUGGAGAAAUGUUCAGAGCUCUCAGCAGUCACGGAGAGGUGCCUCCAGGUGGAGAACGAGCAUGUCCUGAAGUCAAUGAAGGCCUGUGUGAGUGAGACGCUGAGCACGCUGGGCCAGCACUUUGGCCAGCUGCUGGAGCUGGCCCUGACACGGGAGGUGCAGGCACUGGUGAGAAAAAUUGAUGCCUCAGACAAUAUCUAUACCAUGGAGACCACCACAGGGAACCUGUUCAGCCUGACCCAGGAGGGGGCACCCUUGUGCCGCAUCAUAGCCAAGGAGGGUGGGGUCGUAGCACUCUUCAAGGUUUGCCGGCAGGACAGUUUCCGGUGCUUGUACCCCCAGGCGCUCCGCACGCUGGCCUCCAUCUGCUGCGUGGAGGAGGGGGUCCACCAGCUGGAGAAGGUGGAUGGUGUUCUGUGCUUGGCCGAUAUCCUGACUGACGACAGCCACUCAGAGGCCACGCGGGCUGAGGCUGCAGCCGUGGUGGCCCAGGUCACCUCCCCACAUCUGCCCUUCACCCAGCACCUCAGUAGCUUCCUGGAGAGCAUGGAGGAGAUUGUGACAGCCCUCAUCAAACUGUGCCAAGAGGCCUCAUCUGGGGAAGUUUUCCUGCUGGCCUCUGCGGCCCUUGCCAACAUCACAUUCUUUGACACAAUGGCCUGUGAGAUGCUCCUGCAGCUGAAUGCCAUCCGAGUUCUCCUGGAAGCCUGCAGCGACAAGCAGAGGGUGGACACGCCUUACACCCGGGACCAGAUUGUGACCAUCUUGGCAAACAUGUCUGUCCUAGAGCAGUGUGCCUCUGACAUCGUUCAGGAGAAUGGCGUGGAGCUGAUCAUGGGCAUGCUGUCCGAGAAGCCGAGGUCUGGGACCCCCGCUGAGGUGGCAGCCUGCGAGCGAGUCCAGCAGAAAGCUGCAGUGACCCUGGCCCGUCUCAGCCGAGACCCAGACGUGGCACGGGAGGCCGUGCGGCUCAGCUGUAUGUCCCGUCUCAUCGAGCUCUGCAGAUCCCCGUCAGAGAGGAACAGCAGUGAUGCUGUGCUCGUGGCCUGCCUGGCUGCUCUGCGUAGAUUGGCUGGGGUCUGCCCCGAAGGCCUGCAGGACUCUGACUUCCAGCAGCUGGUCCAGCCUCGGCUUGUGGACUCCUUCUUACUCUGCAGCAACAUGGAGGAGAGUUUCGUGUAGCAGGUGUAGGAGAGGAAAGACAUCCAGCCUGUUCUUACUCUCCCUCUGCAUACACACCAGCUCUCCUCACCUCCUUAUUUAUACUUAAUUUAUUUUUUAUGUGAAGUACACAAAGAGUGAAAUCUUAGGGCAACAU
Molecule: messenger RNA, 1774 nt
Organism: Microcebus murinus (gray mouse lemur)
Lineage: Eukaryota; Metazoa; Chordata; Mammalia; Primates; Cheirogaleidae
Gene: INSC
Product: INSC spindle orientation adaptor protein
Biological process (GO): asymmetric cell division; establishment of mitotic spindle orientation; apical protein localization
Cellular component (GO): apical cortex
Molecular function (GO): protein binding; cytoskeletal adaptor activity
Source: RefSeq, a predicted model, not a curated record